GAAGUUGGUUUUGUUUGGGGGGAGGUGUACGGUGGAUUUGCUACAGAAAUUUAUUAUUUUUUUAAUUAAUUAAACAAUUUCUUAUCUUCUAAUUCGCUGCUACUGAAUUGAUUAGGAAAUAUACAGUGAUCAUUGGCAUUUUAUGUUUUCAACUUUGUCUGUACCAAUUAGGACAAAUCGUUUUUCUCGAAUAACUCUUCCUCAAAGUGUGAUUGUGAAGUUUACAUGCCCUACGACCUUGGAGUUUGAUACUGUAAUGAAAAUUUAAAAAGCUUACAUUCAACGAGUAGAUAUGGCCGACGUAUCUACGGAAGAAGCUGGCACUUACUCCGACACGGUUAGGGAAGAUAUUGUGCAAACCGCCGUGAAGUUUUUAGAAAAUCGUAAUGUCGUCAGCACGCCUUUGGCUCAAAAGCAAAAGUUUCUCCAACGCAAGGGUCUAACCGACAAAGAAAUACAAGUUGCCUGCGAACGUGCCGGAGCUUACGUUUUACACGAGAAACAAACCAGAGAACCGCCCGCACUUCCUAUUCCAAUCCAGUCAAACGUUUACACUAGUCAAGUACAACCUAUUAGUUACUUCGAUAAGUUUAAAGAAAUUGUACAUAAUGUCGCGCUGCUUAGUGCAGUCGCCUACGCCAUUUACAUGUUUUAUAAGAAAUUUAUUAGGCCGUUCUUAUUCGGAGAGAAGAAGAAGAAAAAUUUGGAUGAACAAAUGGAAGAUUUGAGUAAAUCCGUUUCGCUGUCUAUAACCGAUUUAAAAAAUUCCGUAACCGAUGUUAAGAUUGAGGUAGAUAAAAUUUCACAAGGCGGCGAGUCCCCUAUGCAAAGACAAUUGCAUGAUUUGAAGUCGGAAAUAUCGACGGUUAAGGGACUUUUGCUUAGCAGAAAACAAUUUCCAUCAGUGUCGAAUAACUCCGUAGUACCCCCUUCCAUACCGGCUUGGCAACUAUCAAGCGUACCACCCGAUCCAGAUCCGGACACAAUCGACGCCAAAUCUGACGAUUUAAUGGAAAUCGGAUCUGGUUCUAGUUCGUCCGAACACGAACACGCAACAAAGAAUAGUGAGAGCAGCUUAGAAAUUGUGGACAAUUAAAUAAUUUUUUUCUCUGCUUUUGUUUUUAUUUAUUGUAAAAAUACGUGCAUUUUUUGUUGAUGGAAAACUUUGCUUUGUUAUUCAAAAUACAAUUUAAUUUUGUUGUA
This is a messenger RNA of Photinus pyralis (common eastern firefly), 1203 nucleotides long. RefSeq names its product peroxisomal membrane protein PEX14. Bases 293 to 1096 code for a protein of 267 amino acids. Lineage: Eukaryota; Metazoa; Arthropoda; Insecta; Coleoptera; Lampyridae. Gene Ontology annotation, cellular component: peroxisomal importomer complex; peroxisomal membrane. Gene Ontology annotation, molecular function: signaling receptor binding. The transcript is spliced from 4 exons. Gene Ontology annotation, biological process: protein import into peroxisome matrix, docking. The record is from RefSeq and is a predicted model, not a curated record.